Messenger RNA from Etheostoma cragini (Arkansas darter), 2464 nucleotides. RefSeq names its product hepatocyte growth factor activator (gene hgfac). Gene Ontology annotation, molecular function: serine-type endopeptidase activity. Gene Ontology annotation, cellular component: extracellular region. The record is from RefSeq and is a predicted model, not a curated record. NCBI's taxonomy places the organism in Eukaryota, Metazoa, Chordata, Actinopteri, Perciformes, Percidae. The coding region runs from base 502 to 2322 and encodes 606 amino acids. The transcript has 14 exons. Gene Ontology annotation, biological process: zymogen activation; blood coagulation.
UCCAUUUAGAGAGACAUCUUUAUAAACUAUAAAUCAGAACAACCAGACAUCACAGCUAAAACAGUUAUAAAAGUAAGUAUGAUGCAACCCAGGCAAAAAGUAACUUCACCUGACGCUGGACGGUCCCAGAGGCUGGAAAGGAGGGAUUUUGCAGCACCAUCUCCCGGCCCGGCCCCCGCCUCUGCCUCUGGAAAGAUUUGGUCUGUCCUCUCUCCGUGGAUGACUUGACAAUGAUAAAACCGUGGGCGUCUGCGGAGAUGGUGUACGGGGAACACCAGCCGGGGUAUAGGAUGCCUCAGAGAUAGGCAAGCCUAAUGACGCAACUGGUUUACUCAACACAGCUUCAAAAUUGUGAGGGACAGGAUAAUACUUGCAGGGUUUCCCACGUUUCCUAUGACCAAAAGCAGGCUGAGGACUCGGAACCUGACAGAUAUAACGUGACACAGGCACACAGACCCUCUUCCGACUUCUGGCAACAAGCUUCUCGGACACCAGAUACCAAUGCAAACUUUCAUGAUGGCAUACCUUAUAUUGAUUUUUUUACCUGUUGUUUUCAGUACACGGGCGCGCAUAUUAGCAGCUGGAUAUGAAACGGUCAUCUCCAAAGAGCCAUACAAGGAGAGCCGGAAAGUUCUUACUACAAUGGGAGAAGAAUGCAAGUUCCCAUUUCGUCAGGGUGGUAGGAUUCAUCAUCGCUGCCUCACCAUCCUAUCCUCAAAACCAUGGUGCUCCCUCACACAUAAUUUUGAUCGGGACCGGCAGUGGGGCUUCUGUGCACCGGAGAAAACUCAGCCAGAUGUUUUUGUCCACACAUCACGUAGAAUACCAGAUCCAUGUCGGGUGAAUCCAUGUCAGCAUGGAGGCGUCUGCACGCUGAUCCCACAAAUACACUCGUUUGAGUGCUCCUGUCCUGAGAGCUUCACUGGGAGACUCUGUGAGCAGAAGAAGUGCUAUGAAACUUUACACCUGCGCCAUUAUGACAUCGGAGAGUCUUGGGGCCGGAUUCACCUUCGCAAUGUGGAACAGUGCACAUGUGUGGCGGGGGAAAUCGUGUGUGAAAGAGUUCAAUACACAAUGUGCCGUUCAAACCCUUGUCAGAAUGACGGAACGUGUCGACUGAUCACAUCCACCGACAAAGAAGUGUGUAACUGCAGAGGUGGCUACAGCGGCCCAUACUGUAGCUUAGAGCCAGAGACAGAGUGCUACGACAGCAGGGGCACAGAUUACAGAGGGCUGGUGGGCACCACGGUGUCCGGCGCCCGGUGUGUGGCAUGGAACUCAGAUCUGCUAUAUGACGAGCUCCAUGUGGGCACAAUGGACGCUUCGUCCCUCAGGGGCCUCGGGGAACAUGCCUACUGCAGAAACCCUGAUGAAGACAAGAUGCCGUGGUGCUACACACUAAAUGACGCCACCAUCUCUUGGGAGUACUGUGACGUCCCCUCCUGUGUUAUGUCUGUGUCUUCUUCACGAAGGAUUGUCCCAUAUAAUGACCUGCCCGGCAUUAAAAAACUUCUGCCCCGUGUGCCUUCCAAAAAGCACGUCUGUGGAAAAAAGCACAGUAAAAGGUUAUCGGUAGCCAGGGGGCGGAUAUUGGGUGGAACAUCAGCACUGUCAGGUAAUCACCCCUGGAUGGCAGCCAUUUACAUCGGAGAGUCAGACUUCUGCGCCGGCACCAUGGUCUCUUCUUGCUGGAUUGUCUCUGCCGCUCACUGCUUCUUCCGCAACCCCCUGAAGUCUCAGCUUCGAGUGGUGCUCGGUCAGCAUAGGUUCAACAUCACGGGUCCCAACACCAGGACAUUCCGAGUGGAGAAGUACAUCUUUCCUAAACAGUUCUCAGUGUUUAAUCCAACACUACAUGACAUUGUUCUGAUCAAACUGGCGAAGCAGGACGGGCGCUGUGUGAAGAGAACCCCGUUCAUCAGACCCAUCUGUCUCCCAGACAAAAGCAUGACGUUCCCUGAUGGGUACUGCUGUACUAUUAGUGGCUGGGGACACAUGCAUGAGAAGGCACAGGGUUACUCUAGUCUGCAGGAGGCUGGCGUGAGGCUGAUUCCUCAUGACACUUGUAGGAAGCCAAAUGUUUAUGGCAACCAUGUCACUGACGACAUGAUUUGUGCGGGGCUCAACGGCUGUGUCGACGCCUGCCAGGGCGACUCCGGGGGCCCUCUGGCUUGUUCGAGGGAUGAUGUCAGCUUCCUGUAUGGGAUCAUCAGCUGGGGAGAGGGCUGCGGCCGCUCUCAAAAACCUGGUGUUUACACUAAAGUUGGGAACUAUAUCGAUUGGAUCAAUUCAGUGAUCGGACACAAACCCAAGGCUUCAUAAAAGGACAUUACCUGGACAUUAGUUUUUAAUGUAUGAAUAUUGUACUAUAUUGUAUUUAGUUUUUUAUUUGUAAUUCUUGUGAAAGUUUAUUAUUUUUUAACUGUGAAACAUGUUGUGACUGAAUAAACCUUUACUGACUUGA